Triticum turgidum subsp. durum (durum wheat) is the source of this 1335-nucleotide messenger RNA. The record is from the annotation of a GenBank genome assembly. Lineage: Eukaryota; Viridiplantae; Streptophyta; Magnoliopsida; Poales; Poaceae.
AUGGACGGGAGCGACGCCGACCCCGGGACGGGAAGCGGCGGCGGGGGGUUCGAGUGGGACGCGGAUUCCCAGCUCUACUACCACGCCAGUACUGGGUUUUACCAUGACCCUGUCGCUGGCUGGUACUACAGCAGCACAGAUGGUCAGUACUACAUCUAUGAGAAUGGAGAUUACGUGUUAUGGACUUCAGAUGCGGGCAAGGAACCCAGUGUACAGAGUCCAUGUGAUGAAGCUAGCCAAAGUUUCCUGGAAUCCUCUUCAGGACCGGAACCGGAUAUUCCACAUCAACCGCCAUCAGAAUGGCUGGAGGAAACACUAAUUAACAUGUAUUUAUCAGGAUACUCUAAUAUAGAGGUCAACACUGAAAAUUUACUAGGAGAAUCACAGAUAAGUGAGGAAGGCAAAAGUGAUGCAGUUGAGAACAAACUCAGUAACGUGGCUUCAGAUAAUGCAUCAGACUCUCUGAAUGAUGCUACAUUACAGCAAAUAGAAGAUAAAAUGCAAAUCGAGAGCUUCACAGUUGUGCAUGAAUCUUUAGGGGAAGAAGAAGAGAACUGGCUUUCUCAGUAUGGUCAAGUAGAGAGAGUAAAUGAUGAGCUGCCAUUGUUUCCGAGCGUUGAUCUUUGGGACUGGCAUAUGGUCACAGAACCUGUUAGCAAAGGUCAGCCCAUGACUAGGCUUGUGGGACGUUUAACUAGGGGUUCUAGUAAGCUUCAUCCUUCUCUGCCUGCUCGUGGUGGCCUUCUAAGAACCGCUCCUGUUCGUGAAGUUCAUCUUGAUCUUGUACGUGUUUCAUCAGGGAAGUUGUACAGGCUGAGGAACCCAAGCAGAAAAUACCUGGCCUCUUUAUCAGCGUAUGACUCUUCGAACCCAACAAAAGAUUGGGCUUUUCCUGACCUAUAUGCCAACCCUAAUAACAAUUCAGAUAAGCAGUCUACUGCAUGUUGCCUGUCUGAUAUUGCUCAUGAAUCUUCUACCGGGGAAGGUGUUUCAGCUGCUAGUGGCAAGGAGCACAAGAUAAAUACUUAUAGGGACAGGGCUGCUGAGAGAAGAAAGCUACACCGCGGCUUAGGGAUAGGACCGGGGCAGAAGCAAAGUAACGGCAUGAGUUCUGAUGAAUAUGAAGAUGCAAUCGAGGACAUGGACUCCUUGGGAGCUGGACCAGUUGAUAUGAACUUAUGUUCCAGCAGUUUGAAGUCUGCGAAGAGAAUCAUGGAGAACAUGGGCUGGAAAGAAGGAGAGGCCCUUGGUAAAAGCAGACAGGGUAUUGUAGAACCUAUACAGCCUACUUUCAACAAACAUGGUGCUGGUUUGGGAUGGAAUCAAACCCGCUGA